CAAAAAAAACCCCAAAAAACAAAAACCAAACCAAACAACAACAACAAAAACCCAAAACAAAUAGAAAAACACUAUGAGGUUUUUUUGUGAUUUUUUUUUUUUUUUAGCUUAUUGGCCAUCAUUAGUGUUCAUGUAUUUUAUGUGUGGCCCGAGACAAUUCUUCCAAUGUGGCCCAGGGAAGCCAAAAGAUUGGACACCCCUGCUUUAAGAGAGAAUUCCCUGAAAUAGUUAACAGUUAUUUACUUUCAAUUUUCCUUAUUCAAAUUACUGUGCAGUUUCAGCCUCCUGGUUGGACAGUAACUGACCACAAUGUCUCCCAAGGCCUGGCAUUAUUUAGCUCCUGGCAUUGCUCUGAAACUGUCGUCUACCAUCCUCCCGUUGUGCACUUUGCUCUGGCCUCACUGAUGGGCACGUUCUUCCCAGAACAUCCUCCUACUUAACUUUGUCUUACUUUUUGCCUAGAAUCUUCUUCUUGCUAUUCAAAUGUCUCAUUACCAGAAUUUUCCACAUAUGAUGUAAAAUGUGCUUCUAAUACAACACUUUCUCUCUACUUUAGCCUACUUCAUUUUUCAUAAAAGUUCUUGUCACCACAUGACGUUACAGUCAUUUAUUUCCUGACUCUCUGACUCCUCUCAUUGGAAAGUUAUGCCCUUGACAGCACACACAGUCUGUUUUGUUCCUGGUUAAUCCUUGUGCCUGCACCUCCGUAUAGCCUAGCACGUGGUAGACAAUGAAACGACUGAAUGAAUUAAUGAACAAAUGAAGUAGUAUACUUCCUAGAUGAGAAAACUGAGACUCAAAAGUGAUAAGUACCAAAUCAGUAUAACAUAAAAGUUAGGAGUUUAAGCUCUUUGGGGAGAAAUGUGGGUUUAAAUGUGGGUUUUGCUACAUCCUACUAGUGUAACUUACAUAUAUUUCUUAAAUUCUCUGUGCCUCAUUUUCCUUAUCUGAAAAAUGUGGAUUAUAAUGGUAACUACUUUAUACUGGGCUAUAUAGAGUAAAUAAAUUAUGUAUAUAAUAUGCCUAGUACAGUGCUUGACACAAAUUAACAAUUCCACAUAUUUAGUUACUUGUACAAUUAUCUGUAGCUGCAAAACUAUAAAUGCAGGUUUAUCAUCUUUCUGGAGAGAUAGCAAGAGAAAGGUUAAGUUUAUAAAAUGCCUAAACAAUAAAAACUAUAUUAUCAAAGUAUAAUGCCUAAACGAGGGCUGGUUUUAAUAUCAACUAAUUAGUAGCUGCCUAAUAGUAAGAACUGACUCUAAAAUCAAGUAGACAAGAAAAUGGUCCCGCCUGUGCCCUCUCCCUGAAUGCCCUGUGGGUCAGGGACACCCAAUUCCCUUGUCUCCCUUGCUCAAGGCUUGUUGUCCUGGCAACCUCGGAGGAGGUGCAGGAGUGAGGGGCCUCUGCUGCUCUCUGAGGCUGUGGGUUCUGGUAGGGAGGGGCGGGGUCUCCCACAAAUGGGUCUGGCUCCUCUAGUAACUUUGAGGGCCCUGUGAGGGGCAGAGCGAGACACCGUGGAAAGUGGGAGGGGGCUUGUUGGAGGGUCUUGCCCACAUCCCCCUCCUGCGUGCACAACAUGUCCAGUAUACACACACUGAGCGCCUGCCCUGAGGACUGGUGGGCCUCCUGUACUUUCUUAGAGUCCAGGAGGAAGAGAAGGAAGAAAAGGUGAAGGGGAAGGCCCAGGUAGUAGGGCUGAGGGUCCGGGGCACUCCCUCACUACUGACUGCCCCAGAGGGUGACAUGGGAGGGGACAUGGCACUGGAGCCCACUUGGGGGUGGCAGGUCCCCUUGCUUCCUUGUUAGUUUCUUCGUAGAGGCCCUAAGAUGCUUGAGCACAGUGUCAUCGUCCGUGGCCCAGGUAUGGAAGAACUGGUUCCGAAAACAUGCCAAAAGGCCAGACCUGGAUGUCUUCAUGAGGCGCUCUAGGGACAGGGUGGAUAUCAGGCCAGGACAGUUACCUGGGAAUGGUCACAGCUCAUACCCCGUGGCCACUUCAGUCUCCCACUGGGCGGUGCCGGAUCCUUUUGUGGCCACCCCAGGCGUCCAGAUGUACACAGGAGACUGUGGCUGGGGGGUGAUCUGGACAGGGAAGUGCUCACCACACUCCUGACCUUCAUCUGGGUCAUGUGAGGGAUGGGCUCGGUGUCACAGUGCCCUUCCCAGCCCACCUGGCCAGACCUCCCUCUGGGCCAGAACAGAGGAUCAUGAGGACAGUGUGAGGAAGCUGCCCUCAGGCCAGUUUGGUCUGACCACAGGGCUCCCCAGGCCCCACUGGGUACACAUAGACUUACUCUUCUGAACCUUAAAAGCAAUGCUUCUGAUCGGCAUCAACACCUGUCCUUCCAGCAAAUACACGUCCCACAAGCACAGGGUGAGCCCGAGAGAGAUCUGUGGGGACAGCAGGUGUGAGACAACCUGGCCCUUCCAGGCUGGGGCUGGUGACUCAAGCUGCACACAUUGGGGCUUCAGUCUCCAGAGUCAGUGACCUUCCCCAUGAGGGUCGCCUGAGCCAUCCAGAAUGCUGGGUCAGACAAGGUCUUGCAGCUCCUCAUAGGGGGCACUCAUUUGAGUGGGGAUGUGGCUCCUGGACAGAGGGGCUUGCCCAGGGCUUGAGGCUUCCCUGAGCCCUCUCAAGUUGGGUCCUGGCCCAGUCUGCCCAUGAGGCUGGGCCUGAGCCCCAGCCAUUGCCCUGGGAUGACCCCUCUUGGGCAGAGGGUUUUGCUUUUGUGUCCUUCGGGGACCCGCCUGAGCCUCCUGUGGGCUGGGAGUGAGCCAGACCUCCGGACUGGGGAAGCAGGGCACUGCAGGGCAACGAGGGUCCCUGAGCCAGGGUCUCCCUAUGCCUCCUUACCCCUUGAAUCAACAUCCGGAGAAGGCAGCCUAAUGAGGAACACUGUCCGCAUAGACCUUCCUUGUCCUGAUGGGAGGAACAGAGGUGCUCAGGGCCCCCUGGGCUGCCCUAAAAACCUCCAUCUUCCAGGGCCUCUGAAGACCCUUCCCCUAGUGCAGAACACUGGGCGGUGUCCAGAGCUCCCCACAACACUGUCCCCUUCCCACACUCUCGGUGGACACACUGACCUUUGACUUGCUCUGCGGGAGCUGGGCCCCCAUCCCUGUGCCUCUGUCUCCUCCAGGGCAGGAAAGGAAACAAACUCCCAGCCCAUGGAGAACCCGACGUCCCAGGUCAGGCCCUGGCUGGGACUCCGCCAGUCACCAGUCCCACGAGGGUCUCCAGUCCCCCUGCUCCUACAGCCCCACGGGAGGCAAGGCCUCUGAGAAGAGCCGAGGGGACAAUAAACUCACCUGAUGCCACAUGGUCUUGGGUUGUGACUUGGGCACCACAUGCUCCUGUUGGUCUUGGAGCCCCUGGACUGUCCCGCCAUUUGGGCUCUGGAAUUCUGAGAAGCCCCCAGCCCAUCAUGAAAUCAGAGCCUUCCCCCAAGAUGUGGAGCCAUCAGCUGCAAGAGCUGGGCAGCUGCAGAGGCCCCCAAACCCGAAGGCCUCCCACCCUCCCAUCUGGUGACCCCACCAUGCGGGCUUUGCCCUGGGGAGGUGGGACAAGAACAUCCCCUGGAGCCUGGCUGGAGGUUCCCCUGGAGGCCUCCUGGGCUAGGGUGCAAAAAGGGCAAGACUGACUUUGAGGUCACAACAGAGCGGCCAGAACACGGUGGCUGCUGGGCUUCCUGGUCAUCUCGUGGAAGUGGGGUUGGGCCAGGGGACACGGGAUGGGGAGAUGUUGCUACCUGGGCUUGGUUAGCCCAUUCGUGGGCACCAAGGGCAGCAGGAGCCUGGGCAGCUGGAGGGCAGGAGGACUCUCAGGGAGGGGAGAGUCAGCUGCACAGAGUCAGAGCCAGAGGGCGUGGCUCCAGGACACAGAGGGGGGCCACGGGGAGGCUGUGAUGCCCUCUGCUGAUGGGGAUGAAAGGCAUCUGACUUGGGCUGUGGGGGUCAGCCGCGGACUCCUGUGGGACCCUCAGCAGAGACGUCCUAAAGGCUCCCAACAAGCUGGCGACACAAGGAUGGUGCCUUGGCUGAAAGCCGAGAUCACCUCGCCACGGUGGCUGUCCCCAGGUCUGGCUGCAUGAGGCCCCACGGGCAGCUGUUCACCUACCUGGCAGGGAGUGCCUCUCACUGGCCAGCAGCUGCACCAGUGCCCAGAAUGCAUCCUCCUCAGGCAGAUAAAGGAGGAACAAGGUGGCAAUGUGGCUCAGGUCCCUGCAGUAGCCCGCCUCCUGCAAGAGCCAGAGUCGCCAUGGAAGGACAUCACCUGGGAGGGCCGAGGUCACCUGGGAGGACUCAUGUCAUUGGAGAGGGCAGAGGUGACUGGGGAGGCUUCCUCUGAAGAGGCUUCCUCAGGAUGCAAAUUCAUUUCAUGACAAGAGCCAAGUCCAUCAGGCACUUCAGCACCUUGUCCAAAUUGUCUCCUGAGAGCACCAUCCUGCAUGUGACACUGCCAAGCUCCCGGGCUUUGGGGCAGCCCCAGGAGGAGGGCGUCAUUUCUUGUUCUGAGAAGUGCCCAGGUGACAGGCCCAGGUGACACCAGGAAUCCAGGCCCCAAGUCCUUUGUGUCUCAGCUUGACCCCUUGAGACCACCCCCUUGCUUGGAGGUUUAUGCCAGCGGUGACCUGGAAUCCUACCUCCUAUAUCCUGGUGGGUCACAAAUACUAACUUUAAAAGAAGCAACGACACCCCCAUCAGACACCCACUCCUGUGAAUAUGGAAAUACGGCCCAGGAACCUCACUGCCGGGAAUACUCACUGGGUUAUACUCCGAAUAUGCGAGGAGGAUGUAGAAUAGUUCCCGCUGCCUAGGAAACAGAGAAAGGGGGCUAGGGUUUGGUUUAUGCAGAUGCUGUUAGUUUCACUUUGUCUACAAAUCCUAACAACAAAUCCCAUUUCAGGUUCAGAUGAUUCUCCAGAUAAGCAGUGAACUUUCAGGGCCUCAGAUUGUUGAAGAAAUGUUUCAGUAAAAUCCACAUCUGUGACAUGCAAAUAGCCCAGUUGUACAGGGAGUUGACCGAUCCUUUUCACUCUGAAUGAUUUUUUUUUUUUUUUUUCAGUUUGCACACAUGCCAUUUCAGUCUUUGGGUGUACAGUUCCUCCACGGUUCCAAACCAGUGUGCAGAGUCUCCCGGCCACCGCUCCAGCCCCUCCUGGAGUGACUCCUGAUCUUCCAAAUCUCCAGGGUUUCCCCUAUGCACCCAGCCUCUCCCCGAUCCGUCAGCCCCUGGCCACCCAGACUGCUUCUCAGUCCCUAUGGUUUGGUCUUUUCCGGAAUGGGAAUCCUACUGCGGUAGCUUAUUGGGUCUGGCUUCUUUCCCUUAGCAAAAUGCAUCUAGGAUCCACCCACAUUCCUGCGGGCAUCACUGGCUCAUUCCCUUUUCUUACUGGGUCUUCCGUUUGAAGGGAGGACCAGACUGUCUCUCCCCAUUCCCGUGUUGAAGGCCAUCCCCGAAGGCUCCGUGUGUGACUGAUGAGGAAUCAAGCAGUGAACGUGGCAUGCAGGUUUCAUGUGGAUGUCAGUUUUCAAAUCAGUGGGUUCAAUAUCUGUGACACCUUGGGGACGCGUGGUUCAAGUCCAUUGAGCUUUGUGAGCCACUGCCCAACUGGCUGCCAACGUGGCUGUGCCAUGUCAUAUUCCCAGCAGACCUGGAUGAGAGUUUCCAGGACCCCUAAUUCUCCCAGCAUUUGGUGCUGUCAGUGUUGCCUGGGGAGGCUCAUGGGCCCUCCAUCCUGCCACCCUCCCGUGGGUCCUACCAUGGGUCCCCGUGGGUCAGGGAGAGCACCUUUCACCAUUAUGCAUGAUUUUGUUUGCUGUCUUCUGUCUCCUCAGGAUCCUCCUGGGUUCUGGCCCCACAUGUUCCAGCCUGGCCCAGGGCUUGGAACCAGGGAGGUGCUCGGUUCAUGGUAACGGCUGCUCCCUGGGCCAGGAGAGCUCUUGGCAGCUCUGUCAUCCCUCCUGGGUGACCCUGGCUUCUGCUCUGGGAAAGUCCCCAUCCCUCUCAUUCACCCCAUCUCCUCUGGGACCCUGUGGCUCCCGUAGGCUUACUUCACUCCAUAUCGAUCCCUGAAGAAGACAUGGUUCUGGAGAGUCCUGUUCACGUCCAGGUUGAUCUGGUGGAUGUGUUCAGAUGACCUCUUGCCCUUCUCCUUCAUGAUCUGUAGGGCAGGGCCAAGAGGAGGAAGCAGCCUCAGAACAGAUGGAAGACUCCCUGCCCCAAAUGGCAGUCAGCCCACAGUCAGCGCUUUGGGAAGGAAGGAAAGAAGGAAGGUUUCCUUGUGCCGAAAGCUGCUUUUUGGCUUGUUACUGAAGCCAGGGAGGGUCACCAGAGCCGAGUUCAUCUGUGGUGACUAUGUCACCAUCUGUGCCCAGGAAGUGCAUCUGACCAUCCUCCCCACCCCCCCAGGCUGGGCUUGACGUUCCCUCCAGCUGGAGACCUGGGCCCCUGACGGCCUGUCCUGUUUGUUGUGCUCUGGCUGAGCGUACCUCGUAUUUUUUUGGGUAUUUUGACUUGAUUUCCUGAAUGUUCAGGAGGACUGACCACACCAGGCCCCGGAUGUUCAUGGGAAUGCCCUUAUAGAUGCGAUCUAUGAGCUGUGGGCAGAAAACAAUCUGGUGUCACAGGCCAUGGGGUGACCCCAGUGAGGAUCAGAGCCCAGGGAUUCUGGAAAUUUUCGGUUUUGGCCUCAUGAUUCCUCAGUAGAGGUGAGAUCAAGCUGGGACAGGGUCUCCCUUCCCAGGACUGAAAGAGUGGAUGGACACUCAGAGUCAAAACUGUGAUCUGAACCUUUUUCUUCCUUCAGGUCACCAGGGCAUCCCUAGCCUUGAGCUCCAGGUGGUCCCAGCCCUAGAUUCACAUUCCCUCCCAGCAAGGUGACGCUUGCACGAGUAGGCAGGCAAUCUGACGACCAGGCCUGCAGUCUUCUGUGCAAGGACAGUGUGCCACCCGCCCUCUGAGAGGCUGACGGUGCCAGGCCACAGCCAUGGGUGCCUCUCUCCUGUCUCUGCAGAGAAUACUUCCGGGGGCCUCUCCCUCCACACAUUACCUUUUUGCUGUUUUUAUAUGUCUCCCAUUUGCCCAGCAUUUCCAGCCACUUGCUCUUUCUUUUUUUCUCCUGCCGAAUUUGCUGCCAAAUGAGGAAUGUUGGAGUUAGCGGAGCUGCCAGGCUUCCCAGAGCCGCCCGGCUUCCCAGAGCCGCCCGUGGAUGCUGGGUCUUGGGCUCUGGAGCCCUGGUGGGACCCAGCUGGAAGGAGCCAGGGAAGGGCAGACCCUAAGGGCUGAGAGCCUUUGAGCAAAUGAGCGCCAGUGGUCUGGCUUUGGGACCCCAGGAUGUGCCAUCCUCAGGCCACAGACACACCAGUCUUAGGUCCCAGCCUGUAGGUGGGUUCCUGACACAAGCAGGCAGCCACCCCCAAGCCAGGACUGUGGUUCUCACUUUGGAAUUUUAUCAAACUGCCAAAGUUACAGCAACUGGGGUCAGGUCUCUGCUGCCCCUCCCAGUGACAGCGUGUUGCCCUCACCCGCCACCGCCCAGGCCAGCUGCUUCCUCUGCCUCACUGACCACCCGCCCAGUCCCUACGUCCCUGGACCAGCCCCUCCAUGCAUCAGGCUCUUACCUUCGCCUCCCGUGCAGUCACAGGAGGCAGCUCCGUCUCAGGGCAACCCAGGCAGAGCUGAGGACCUGCACAGGGCCUGGAGCCGCCCAAGCCUGGGAGCCGACCCCCAGAAAGGACUGGCACUGUCCCUAUUCAGCUCAGGGCUCAGCCCAGGAGAAGUCACAGGGAAGGGAGGACAAGGACCUUCCUGUGGGGCUGACUCCCAGGAGGGGCAGGACCUGGAAGAAGAAGAAGUGCAGGGACAGCCUGGCUGGGGUUACUGGGGCCCUGGCAUGGGGGGUGGUCAGGCUGCACAAUGGGGCUGCGCGUCCUGGACUCAAGGUGGUGCUUUCUGCUGGAGCUGAGAAAGGUUAGCCCUGAGAUGGGAUGGGGGCCACCCAGGGUGGGCGACCGGGCCCUGACAGGAGUCCCUCAGGGAGUGACCACAUCACCCCACCAGGGUCAAGGGAGCCUGCCCUGAGACCUGCCCGGUGUACUCUGGGUGCACCAGGGGCCCAUCCCACUUGACAGCCCCAAGGCUGUUCUGACCUCCCAGUAUCCACCUGCCUCUCCCUGCAUCUGAGCCACACACCCUGCAUUUCAGAAGUGGCACGGCUCAUCAGCUCCCUCCCACCCUACCUCCCCCGGGAUCCUCUGUCUCUCCAUCCUACGAUCCCCGAGGGAUGGGCUCCUGGCUGGGCUCCUCUUACCUGGCCCCAGAUCCCUUCCCAGCACCAGACCCAGGGUCUUUAGCCACAAGCCCUGCUGCCUCUCUGGUCUCAUCAUGAGAUGCCCAGAGCGGGGCCCUGCCCGUCUUCUCCCCCAUUCUCUUUGGGCCAAAGCCCCCACUGUCCCCACACCUUUCCCCCUUCCCCAUGGCGACAGUGAGGGCUGUAGUUCUAGGGAAAUGGAGGAGGACAGGGGCAGGUGGGCUCUGAGAGACCUGCUGGACAGCAGCCCUGAGGCUGGGCCAGGUGUCUCCUCACCCUGUGGCCACAACCCGUGGAUCUCACUGGGGUUGUCUCCUGGUAGACAGGGCCAGAACCUCAGGCUGCCCCACUCCUCUUGUGCUAACUUGCCGACAGAACCUCUGAGAGCCCAGGGGCCUGGCCUAGCCCCCUCUCCAUUCCCACCGGCUCCCUAGAUGGGCCUUGCACCUCUGGCCUAACAACAAUCUUGGGCUGGACCUGCAGGGGAGCCAGGGAGCAGUUCUGACCCUGGAAAAGAGGUUGGCCCCACCUGGCGAGACAUGUCCUGCGUCAGAAAGGCCUUUCUAAAAGCAAACCCAUCCCUGAGCUGAGACAGCUGCUUUAGGGGUGAGGGGAGCACAGAGGACUCACUGCAGAAUCCCAAAGUGAUCAAUGUUGCUGUAGAUUCCAACAGGUUCAGGCCCCUUGUCCUCUGGCAGCUCAGCUCGGUGUCCCUGUAACCCAGAGGGAGCCUUGGUGAGGGGUCCAAGGUAAAGGGUGCAAGGGCCUGGGGAUAUUGGCCACCUGUCCCUGCCCUGUGCUCCGAGGGAACCCAGGACCCUUUGACCAGGGCGCACUGGAAGAGGCCUCCCUCCAAGGAGCAGACCGAACUGUACCUUCUGAUACUUCAUAAUUAUGUCCUCCCGCUUCUAUGCCUGCACACUAUCCGCGCCCUCUACCAUGUCCAUCCUGUGAGACAAAAUUGUCUAAAGGUUACACUGUACCCAACAGCUUCGGAGAACCCCUGAACUGCUCCCGCCGGGCUCCCAGAUGCUGGCUGGUUGUAUAACCUUCAUUCCACCACUGCACUCUGGUAAAAAGGGUCCAAACCCCGUGGCCCACACAUCCAUGGGUCUCUGCAGUCUGAAGCCCUAAGCAGGGGUGGGCAUCUUCCCAAGGACUGGAGAAGAGUGGGACCUGGACAGAGAAUCCCGUUGUCCCCAUAUGCCAUGAAACGGGCACACACCUGCCCUGGCAGGUUGAAUGGUGUCCACCUGCCAAGGGUGAAGAGCCUGUGAUGGGCUAUUCCGGGGAUGUGGAUGUGAACUGCGGUCAGGCACCAGAGGUCUCUGUACGAUCAGCCUCCUGGGAUGCUCAGGGCCACAGAGAUGCCCAGUUUCCUAUGAGGAACAAGAUCUCUCCUGAUUGCUCCGUUCUACCCCGCUCAUCACUUGGGCUACCAUGGCCCUUCAGUCUAACCAGUGAAGCUGCUUUAAGAAUAACGCCAUUUGAGCAGGAGUGUGUUUGGUUUUGGGGAUGAAAAUGAUCUACUGUCUCCAAAGCAGCCACUGUGCUCAUGGAAACCAUGUCUCUCAGGGACGGACUAUGGACUCCACCAUUCUGAGCUGUCCCUACAGGAGAGGGCUUCAUGUUCCUGUGUCACUGAUGUAGAAGAGUGGGUCCUUGCUCCUGGAGAACAUCUAGAUGGACUGUCCCUCCUGAGAAUACUCAGGGCAAAAGGAAAGCGAGGCCAGACAGAAUAAGAAAUACUUGGGGAGAACCCCAGUGCCCGGACCCCUUUGAACACAAGGGAAGAUAGUCUCCCCUCAGCCAGCCCUCCAGGGCUCCUUCACUUUCCACAACUGCCCAAGGGCAGAAGCCUCCCCAUGCCACUCCCAGACAAGGGACUAUGUGUGUCCAGUGGGUCCCACAGUGACCAUCAGGACCCAGCUUAGGCCCCAGCUGUGUUCUGAGGACCGUUCCCUCCUCCCCACCCACAGUGGAUCCAUUCCAGUGUCUCUGCCAGGGCCAGGCUCUGCCCCAUCGGGAUCGGAAAUCUGGGCAGAUUUGGGAUCUAGAGCAGGGAGGUCUCAGGGUUGAGGCCUGAAGUCUAGCAUGGCACACAGCAGGGCUGAGAGCAGAAUCCAGGGUCAUGUCUGAUUCCCAGGCCGGUUACCGCCUCUCUGACCCCAGAUGUCUCACCUGUCGAAUGGGUACAUUCGGGAACAGCACCCACUCUACGAAGCCACCAUGAGGACGAAAGAGAAGGGUCACUGAGCAGAUUUUUUCAGCUCUGAGCAGCUCUCCUUUUUCAGCUCUUGCCGCAUCUCGGACUGUCCCAAUGACAGCCAUAGCAAGAAGAGAUAAGAAACAAGACAAGUUCAUGUUGUCCAGUUUUGAGGUCUUGAAAGAAGUUGCACCAGUAUGAGAAUAGUGGAUCAGUUUUCUCUAGGAUCCAGAAAGCAUAUCAGGCAGCCUUGGGGUGAGGAAAGGAGCCCGGCCUCUCCAGCAGCCACACAGGCCUGCAGUAGGAUGGGGUUGGGUCUGGCCAUGUGGAUCACUUGGGCCUCAUGAGGGGAAAGGAAAUACCAGGGGGCAGAGGAGGAGCAUGGGGGCAGCUGGUUGCCUAAGGAGAAGGCACCUCAGGGAAGGGGACUGUAUUCAUUUGUUUUCACACUGCUAUAAAGAAAUACCUGAGAUUGGGUAAUUUAUAAAGGAAACAGGUUUAAUUGACUUGCAGUUCAGGAAACUUGCAAUCACGGCAGAAGGUGAAAGGGAAGCAGGCACCUUCUUCACAAGAUAGCAGGAGGGAGUGAGUGGAGAACCAGUAAGUGCCACAUUUUGAAACCAUCAGCUCUCCUGAGAACUACCUCACUAUCCAGGGAGCAGCACAGGGGAACCUGUCCCCAAAUCCAAUCCCCUCCUACCAGAUUCCUCACUUGACACAGGAGAAUUACAAUUCCAGAUGAGAUUUGGGUGGGGACACAGAGCCAAACCUGUGAGGGUCUCAGUCUAUGUUGCAGCUCCCCUGGGGCUGAGGCUGAGUACAGAUCUACUGGCCUCGCCCUAUAGCAUGCGAGGGCUCUGCCAGUGCGCCCCCAUCUGCUGCUUCCUAGGGAUGGUGGUGACUUCCUCAAAAGGAGCGUGGAUUUGCUCUCCUGCUGCCCGCUGCCCCUGCAGGGCCUUGUGGAGCCCCGGCCAAGUUCUCCCAGGGUAAGGGCAGGAAACAGGGCUCCUUGCCCUUCUUGCUACUUGAGUGACAACCCUGGGGUCAUCCCUAGGCCCCGUCACUGCCCCUGCUUCUAAACUGAGAACAUUUUGGCAAAUCUUCCUGGCACAGGCUGGGGGCUCAUCCCUGCUAUCUGUUCUAGCUUGGUAAAGCCGGGUUAAGACAUCUGGGCAAGCAGACAGUAGAGUGGACCCCAGGAAGGGUGGGUGGAGGGCGCUGGCCUUUGGGCUUCCCUGGACUAGGGUGGGAAGGGGGUAGUUUACCAGAUAGAGCUCUCAGGACUAUGUUUGGGAGGAGGUGGUAAUGCUGGUGGGGGGAUGUCCAUUCAUCCAUCCAUUCAUCCAUUUUCUCCCCCCACCCCCCAUCUCGGACUGUCCCCAUGACAGUCCUAGCAAGAAGAGACAAGAAACAAGACAAGUUCAUGUUGUCCAAUUUUGAGGUCUUGGAAGAAGCUGCACCAGUAUGAGAAUAGUGGGUCAGUUUUCUCCAGGAUCCAGAAAGUAUAUCAGGCAGCCUUGGGGUGAGGAAAGGAGCCCGGCUUCUCCAGCAGCCACACAGGCCUGCAGUAGGAUGGGGCUGGGGCUGGUUUGGGGUGGAGGAUAAGUGACAGCCAAGGUUUGUCAGCAUGCAGAGGGGUGGCUGACUCAUGGACUAGGGGCUGCGGAGCCCAGUGGUUGCCCUUAGUUCUUGGAUCCUGGGAGACUUCUGGAGCCUGGAUUUGGACAGCCUAGGGGUGGAGGUGGUGAGGGGCAGGGGUGGGGCGGGAGGAGAGGCCUUGCAUGACAGGGUUCAGGGCAGGAAGCCAGCCAGGGACUGCUUUGCAGUGGCUGUUCCCAUCCCCAUUCUCACCCCCAAACCCACCCCUCCCCCCACCCUGGUGCGGGGUCGGUUGUGGGCAGGUGUCUUCUACUUUGGCCUCAGCAGAUCCCAAGAGGGAAGCUGGCAGCCACGUGGGCAUGUCACUUGUGCCAGCUUUGUCCUGCAGUUUCUGCUUCCUGGAGCAUGGGGCACCCACCCAGGAGAGCACGGGCACACCCCACACCUCUCAUUUUGAGGGUGCUGGGAGGUGGGGGACCUAGGUCCUGCAGCCCUGUGCUUGUGCCGUGAAACUUAGCCUAGGAGUCCCGUGUCCGCCCAUCCACGUGGAGCCCCAGGAGCCUGAACAGUGGCAUGCAGCGAGAUGAGGAGGGAGAGAGAACUGGAAAAGGAGGCAGAAAGAGAGAUGUGGAGCAGGGAAUGAGAGAGAGGAAGAGACAGAAUAAGAAAUACUUGGGGAGAAGUAUUUCAUCCCUCUGGGGUGCCAUGACUCCUCCCUGCUAUGGAUGGAGGAAAGUGAUUGAUCUGCCGGAGACGUGAAACCACAUGAUCCUUCCUUCCACAAUAAACUGGAGGGUCAAAACAGGCAAGAGUAGGUCCAGGUCUUCUAAAAGCCAUACCUGAAAUGUUUCCAAUAACAGUUGAUUUGGUGGUGGUAACUCAAUCACACAAACAACCACAACAAAAGACACAACUAUCAGAGAUUUUCAGAUAGCCUCAAAAACACCAUCUAACAUUAGGGAGUUCAAAAAGGCAUGAAGUUUCAAAAAAUUGAGCUUUAUUUACAUAUCAUUUGCAUAAACUGGUAAUUUAACAGUAUGAAUAAAUCCUAGGGCAGAAGACACUUUGGAGACCCCAGGGCACAAGUGCUGAGUUUGGAAGAUUUGGUACUGUACCCUUUGAAGCCCUCGCCUAGUCCCCGCACCCCUUGCCUGCCUGUUAAGAAGAGCCCGUACCAGGGAGCAAAUCAGGGGCAAAUAGCCCAGAAGCCCAGUAGUGGACAGACCUCCAUGCCUGGAGGAGGAGGCCACCUCUGAGAGCAGGAGGAGCUGCCCGAACCCUUCCUCACAGCCUCCUUUUCCUGCUCUCAACACCUCCAGCUUGCAGAUAGACAGCCCCAGCACCGGCAGAAUGAAAAGGUCCUGAGGCAGCAGGGCUGUGGCUCUGGUAAAUAAAAGAGGCCUCUCUUUAGUAAGGUAGAGGAGCUCAGACUGCACACCCUGGUCUCUGACACCAAGGCUCGCUCCAUGCCCAGGACUAGGGGCAGCGUGGGAGCUGCUGGCUGGGGCCAUGCUCGUAACCUCUUCUCUGCCACGUCUAUCUCCAGCGAUGCUCUCAGCUCCAGGGCUGAGCCCAGUGGCUACAGCAGGUGGCAUGAGGUCUGGCAGCUUGUCGCUUUGCUGGUCUUUGGCUGUAUCUGUGCAGGGCCUGGAGGACUCUGGAGCUACCUCUAGCUGCAGCACUGCCUCUGGAUGGGGACUUCCCCAUGCUGUGGGCUGUGGCUCCAUAGCGGGCACUGGAAGUUCCUCUCUCUCUGCACGUGUGGCAAGAGCUGAAAAAGGAGAAAGGGUCACUGAGCAGGUUUUCUGUGUCUGAGCCCCAGAGUUCAAUCUCUGCUGACCAGACCCCCACUGACCAGACCGCUGAGCGGUGGUGCUCAGAGUCCCCUACCAAUGGCCCUUCUCAGUCCACAGACCUCUCCCUCCCCUCAUCAGCACCCACAGGUGACUGAGAGUCUUCUCGGGACUGGACCCCAACUCCAGGACACAGGGAGGGGCAGUUGGUCCCAGGCUCCGGGUGCUGAGCUUCACGCUUGUGCCACAAGGUCCUCUGGGCCAUCUCAAAGGGGGCAGUGAUGUGGCCUCGCACAUCUGGAUGCACUGUCUGGGCCUAUUCCUGGGCCACGUAGCCAGAGGAACAGGAAGAUGUUUGUCAACCCAGGCACCCCACUCUGCUGGGUCUCCCAGUGUCCUUCCCAUGGAGGCCAGAUCCAGAGACAGCACAGAGGCCGCAGGGUGACCGGCCCAGAACCCUUGAGACUAGGCUGGGGAUGACAGGAGGACUGUCCCCAGACAACCAGAAGACCCUUUGCUAGUUUCUUGGUACUUCAUUUCUCGCCUGCUACCCUUACUCCACCAGAAAUCCCCUUCAUGCAGAGUCAAUGAGGAGAGGAAGACGGACACAGAAUCUGUGGAAAGAAAGAAAACAAAAGGUGGGUGGGGGGAAGAGCUGGGAGUGUAACGUUGUAAGGGUCCUACACUAUGCGUAUUAUUUGAGGGUUGGCUGUGAUUAAUUAAAGGUGUGCCUUGUAGACAACCAUUACACACACUAUAAAUAAAUUUUAUAUAUAUAUAUAUAUGGAGAGAGAGACAGAGACAGGGUCUUGCUCUGUCACCCAGGCUGAAGUGCACUGGCCCAAACACAGCUCACUACAGCCUUGACUUCCCAGGCUCAAGCAAUCCUCCCACCUCAGCCUCCUGAAUAGCUGGGACUACAUGUGUGGGCCCCCAUGCCUGGCUGCUUUUGAAAUGGUUUCUUGUAGAGACAGUUAUCUCACUGUGUUAUCCAGGUUGGUCUGGACCUCCUGCCCCCAAGCAAUCCUCCAGCCUCGGCCUCUCAAAGUGUUGGGAUUACAGGCAUGAGCCAGUGCACUCGGCUUACACAUGUUUUUAAGACGCGUAAAUGCUCCCUCUCCCUCUUCCGUCUCCCGUCUCCCAUCUCCCGUCUCCCGUCUCCCGUCUCCCGUCUCCCUCUCCGUCUCCCGUCUCCUGUCUCCCACUUUCCAUGGUCUCCCUCUGAUGCCCAGCUGAGGCUGGACUGUACUGCCGCCAUCUCGGCUCACUGCAACCUCCCUGCCUGAUUCUCCUGCCUCAGCCUGCCCAGUGCCUGGGAUUGCAGGCGCGCGCCGCCACGCCUGACUGGUUUUUGUAUUUUUUGGUGGAGACGGGGUUUCGCCGUGUUGGCCGGGCUGGUCUCCAGCUCCUGACCGCGAGUGAUCUGUCCGCCUGGGCCUCCCGAGGUGCUGGGAUUGCAGACGGAGUCUGGGAAGUGAGGAGCCCCUCUGCCCGGCCGCCACCCCAUCUGGGAGGUGUACCCAACAGCUCAUUGAGAACGGGCCAUGAUGACGAUGGCGGUUUUGUCGAACAGAAAAGGGGGAAAUGGGAAAAGAAAGAGAGAUCAGAUUGUUACUGUGUCUGUGUAGAAAGAAGUAGGCAUAGGAACUCCAUUUUGUUCUGUACCAAGAAAAUUUCUUCUGCCUUGGGAUGCUGUUAAUCUAUAACCUUACCCCCAACCCCCUGCUCUCUGAAACAUGUGCUGUGUCAACUCAGGGUUAAAUGGAUUAAGGGCGGUGCAAGAUGUGCUUUGUUAAACAGAUGCUUGAAAGCAGCAUGCUCGUUAAGAGUCAUCACUAUUCCCUAAUCUCAAGUACCCAGGGACACAAACUGCGGAAGGCUGCAGGGUCCUCUGCCUAGGAAAACCAGAGACCCUUGUUCACGUGUUUAUCUGCUGACCUUCCCUCCACUAUUGUCCUAUGACCCUGCCAAAUCCCACUCUCUGAGAAACACCCAAGAAUGACCAAUAAAUACUAAAAAAAAGAAAGAAAGAAAGAAAAAAAAGAAACAUCAUGUUGUACAUCAUAAAUACAUACAACAAAAAUAAAUAUUAAAAAAAAAAAAGAGGCGUAAAUACGAAGGUUAGUGUUGCCAUGAAGUCAGGCAGGGGUGGGCAAACUAUGGCCCACAAUCCAGAUGAAGCCCCCCUCCUAUUGUGAAUAAAGGUUUAUUGGAGCCACAGUUCCUCCCCUGUGUUCGCUUCUUGUCUGGGGCUGCUUUGGGGCUGCAGUGGCGAAGCUGAGUAACUGUUGAGUAGGUGCAACAAAGACCACAGGGUCCAUGAAGCCCAAGAUGCUUACUACCAGGUCCUUUGCAGAAAAAUCUUUCUGAGCCCUGGGGAGGGGCCAGGUGGCAGUGGGGAGGCCAUUGGGGAGGCUGGUACAAUAAUCCGGGUGAAAAAUGAAGGGAGCUCAGAUUAAAGCAGUCAUGACAAAUGGCUGGAAUCAGGAUAUAUUUUGGGGGUAUGACCAACAAUAUAUGGAUAAAAUGGACAGUAUUUAGAGUUUCAGAUUUUCUUUCUGCCAAAGGAUCCCUUUCUUAAACAAAAAAAUUAUACAAAAGAUCAAUUAAAAAACUGACCAGGCCAGGCGCGGUGGCUCACACCUGUAAUCCCAGCACUUUGGGAGGCCAAGGCGGGCAGAUCACGAGGUCAGGAGAUCGAGACCAUCCUGGCUAACAUGGCAAAACCCCGUCUCUACUAAAGAUACAAAAAAAAAUUAGCCGUGCAUGGUGGCAGGCACUUGUAGUCCCAGCUACUUGGGAGGCUGAGGCAGAAGAAUGGCAUGAACCCAGGAGGUGGAGCUUGCAGUGAGCAGAGAUCAGGCCACUGCACUCCAGCCUGGGCGACAGAGCAAGGCUCUGUCUCAAAAAAAAAAAAAAAAUUAACCAAAAAUCAUGUCAACAAGAUUAUUUGUGUGAUUGAAGCUGGGGUUGAGCCUAGGCACCCUAACACCUUUUCAGCACCCCUAACACCCCGGCUGUUCCAGAGGCACCCUAUAGAGCCCCUUGGGUUCAGAUGAGCAGAACUUGAAACCACAGAUCGGAAGGAAUAGAAAUCUGCGUAUCUUUCACACAAGCCAUAACAUUCUAAGCUGCAUCUUUGCAGCACACUGACAUGGGGCUACUUCACCCACAGCCAGCAAGCGUCUGCACCAGUGCCGGGAUUUGUGUCCACCGUUAUAAGAAGGCAGCUGCUUGCAUGAGGCAUGGCGGUGAGGAAACAAUGCCACCUGGAUUUCACCAUUGGCCAUGUGGACUGGCUGUACCAUGGGCCAGAUGCAUGUCUUGGGCAGACACUUUUUAGAUGCCAACUUGCCUGUAGACAAAGAUGACGCAGAGGUGGCCUCGGGGAUGGCCUAUGUGAUGGGUUGAAUUUGUCCCCUGAAAUUCCUAUGCUGAUGUCCUUAGCCCCAGUGCCUGAUAAUGUGAUCUUAUUUGGAGAUAGCGUCUUAUAGAAAUAAGUUAACAUGAAAAAUGAGAUCAGUAGGGGGUGCCCAAUUCAAUAUGACUGAUAUCCUUAUAAAAGGGCAAAUUUGGACACAGAGACAUGCAUAGAGGGAAGACGAGGUGAAGAGACACUGGGAAGGCCACCUACAUGCCAGGAGAGAGACCUGGAACAGAGCCUUCCUGUACCGCCCUGGAAAGGGACCUUCCCUGCCGACACCUUGAUCUUGGACCUACAGCCUCCAGGACUGUGAGACAGUGAGAUUCUGUUGCUGAAGCUGCCCAGUAUGUGGUACUUUAAGGAAGCCCUAGCAAACCAAUGCAGCCUGGUAGCCCACAGCUGGUGAAAAGAUGGAAUGAGCGAUGGAGACUCAGGCUUCCUGUCUAUACCUCCCAAAGUGCACUAUGGGAUCUUUUGCUGGGUGUAGGUUUGCAAGAUAAUUUUGGCCGGGGUUGGGACGGUGGGGUGCAGGGUGCAUAAUUUCAGUGUAUGUUAUCAUAUGUUUAUCUUACUGUGUAAAUGCUUGUAAGAACAGUUAACCAACAAAGUUUAUAUGCUACUCAAGAUACAGGUUUAAAUGCUCUCAAUGCAAAUGAAAACACUGUCCUGCUGUGGUCCAGGGAAUCUUGAUCUUUCCUUCAGAGAGACUUGCAGCUUUGAGCAGGAGCUGCCCUUUCCUUGCUGCAUACUGCAUGCUCCCACAACACACAUGCACACACACAUGCCUUUGCACACAGCUGGACACACGCAUACUGUGCUUCAUGCCCUCAUUAAGGAGGCACAGAAGGGAAUGUGUCUGUUAGGAAAUGAAGACGGCUCAACUCCCUGGUUCCCUGGGUGUUUGCACAGGUGCCCUCUGUGCAGACCAUUCUUUGGUCUCUUUCUUCUCUUAGUGAAGGGAGAAGCAGAGUCCCAGUGGGUACCCGGCUACUUUGGGCCCAAGCCAAGGUCACAAGCUUCCUUGGGAGCCUGGUGAGAUGGGGGCACCACUGGUCCUCCCAAACCGAGGGGGCAGCAUUCAGUGGAGCCGUGAGCCCAGGAAGGUGAUAGACAGGAUGACUCGGUUCAUUAGAAACAAUCAAAAUCCAGUGAGGAAGGGCAGCCCUCAAAGGUUUUAUUCUCCAGGAGGAAGGACUCUUAGGGGCUGCGAGCAGCAGGCACGAGGGCUUUAUUGCACAUGCAGUUAGGUGAUGGUGACCUACAACUGCACUGGAAACUGGGACCCAGAGUGCCCUGACCUCCUGCUCUGUCUCUCUCUCCCUCUCUCCCUUUCUCCCUUUCUCCCCCUCUGCCUCUCUGGCUUCUCUGUCUCUCUUGUCAUCUCUUGCCCCUUUCCCCAUCUCUCUUUCUCUCUCUUUGCUCUCUCCAUCCUCCUCUCCCUCUCAGCCUCCUCUGUCUCUCCCCCAUCUCUUUCCACUCAUCUUUUGCUUUCUACCUCUCUCUUCCCUCUCCCCAUCUCUUUUCUCCCUUUCUCUCUCCCCACUCCUCUCCCUCCUCACCCUCGUUCAUGCUCCCUGGUCCCCAUCCUACACUGCUGCUAAGGCAAUGCCAAGGCUACUGUCCUGUCACGGUGUCCCUACUUCCAGCAUCCACACAUGAAAAGAUGCUCAAUGUCAUUAGUCAUUAGGGAAAUGCAAAUCAAAACCACAAUGAGACAUCAUUUUAUACUCAUUAGGAUGCUAUUAUCAAACAAAUGGAAAAUAGCCAGUGUUGGAGAUGUGAAGGAAGUGGAACCCUCACACAUUGCUCAUGGGAAUGUAUAAUGCAGUGGCUCAUGGGAAUGUAUAAUGUAUAAUGUGGAAAAGUUUAGCAGUUCCUCAAAAAGUCAAACAUAAAACUACCAUAUGACCCAGCAAUUCCACUCCUAAGUAGAUGUCCAAAACCCCUGACAGCAGGGUUGCAAACAGGUACUUGAACUCAGGAACGGAAAACCAAACAUCAUAUGUUCUCACUGAUAUGUGGGAGCUAAACUAUGAGGAUGCAAAGGCAUAAGAAUGAUACAAUGGACAUUGGGGACUUGGGGGGAAGAUUGGAAGGGGGGGGCGAGGGAUAAAAGACAACAAAUAUGGUGCAGUGUAUACUGUUCUGGUGAUGAGUGCACCAAAAUCUCAGAAAUCACCACUAAAGAACUUACUCAUGUAACCAAAUACCACCUGUACCCCAAUAACUUAUCAAAAAAUAAAACACAAUUUUUAAAAAAACAGAUACUUGUGUCCCAACAUUCAGAGCAGCAUAUUCACAAUAGCCAAAAGGUAGAAACAGCCCAAUUGUUCAUCAACAGAAGAAUAAAUGAGCAACAUGUAUUAUAUGUGCACAGGGGGAUACUAUUCAGUUAUUAAAAUGAAUGGAAUACUUAUACUUCCUGCAAAUAUGGAUGAACUUUGAAGAUUUGCAAUUCAAAUCUAAUGAAUAGACAGGGCCGAGCAUAGUGGCUUAUCCCUUUAAUGCCAGGACUUUGGGAGGCUGAGGUAGGAGGAUCACUUGAGCCCAGGAGUUUUGAGAUCAGCCUGGGCAACAUAGCAAGACCUCAUCUGUACAAAAAAAUAGUUUAAAUGCCAGGCAUGGUGGUGUAGGCCUGUAUUCUUGGCUACUGGCACGGCUGUGGAGGGAGUCUCGCUUGGGUUCAGGAGGUUGAGGCUGCGGUGCACUAGGAUACCACCACUGCAAUCCAACAUGGGGAAGAGAGCAAGAUCCCUCUCUAAACAUAAAAAUUAAAAAAAUAACACACAAAAUGGCUCAGCACGGUGGCUCAUUCCUGUAAUCCCAACACUUUGGGAGACUGAGGUGGGUGGAUCACGAGGUCAAGAGAUGGAGACCAUCCUGGCCAAUGUGAUGAAACUCUGUCUCUACUAAAAAUACAAAAAUUAGCUGGGUGUGGUGGUUCCUGUGUGUAGUCCCAGCUACUCAGGAGACUCAGGCAGGAGAAUCGCUUGAACCCAGGAGGCAGAGGUUGCAGUGAGCUGAGAUCAUGCCACUGCACUCCAGCCUGGUGACAGAGCAAGACUCCAUCUCAAAAUAAUAAAAACAAAAACAAGUAAGUGUGUGUCUGUGCCCAUGCCUCCGAGCAAGUUCGUGUCAGCAUGCAUAGCUGUGUUGUGUCCAGGUGAGUAGGCACAUGUGCAUGUGUGUGAGUGUUGGAUGCUGGGGCAGUCAGGGUUAGAGUCACUCACAGUCAGCACCUGCUCUUCACUUCCUCAUGCCUGGUUCCUACAGGCCCCCACAAGAAGCAUGUAGGGCCCAAGCACUCCCUGCCACCUCUUAACCCCAAGCACAGGCAUGAGAGGGUGAAGGUGGCCGACUGCAGGGCCCAGGCUUGGAGGACCCUGGAGCUGACUCCUGGUGCACAUGCCACAACCGCCAGCCUGCCCUGGCCUGGCUCCUGGGAAACACUUGCCCUUGGCCAGCUGGAGAGGUGUUGAUUUGGGACACAGCCCCACAGUGAUCACCACUUUAUCCCACCCCCAAAUACUUCCUAAGGCCAUUUAUUGCUAGGAGAUGGGCACAGGCAGCCUGCUGUGAUGACUUCCUAGACACAGGCUCUGGGGACAGGAAGCCCAUCUGGCCCCCUUCCUAUGACAUGGCUGGGAGGCAGGAGGUGGGCCUCGGGUAUGAAGGAUAGAUAAGGGCAGCUUGGGCAGGUUGGGGUGAUCAGACCCAACAUCAGGCCAUGGGGGCUUCGAAGUCCAGCAGAGUCAUAGGAAUGAGAAAAGACAGGAAAUAAAGUGGGACCAGGGGGCCAACACUAGUAUGGAGGCUGCAAAGGCCCUGAGCUCUGGAAGCCCAGGCUAUUUAUUGGUGCUCAAACAAAGAAACACAUGGUGAGGAUGUGGGGGUUUAAAGGAAGCAAUGUAUCAAGUGAGUGAGCUACAGCUGUCAUGGUGUAGCAUUUUCUUUGAAACAUGUGGCUACUUGAGAUAAUGGGAGUGCUAGAAGCAAGAGCCAGCAAGUCUAGCAGACAUGCGAGCCCUGCCUCAGCUUCUCUCCCAACACUCAGCUUUUCUCCCAACAGGACAGAGGAAGCAGCAGUAAGUCUCAGAGCCUCAGGACCAGAGGGGCCCCAGUGCCCCUUGGUCAGGAUGCUGAGCCCAGAGAGGGCAAGAUCCUGACUUGAGGUCACAGAGCAGCAAUCCCUGGCAGAACUAGCAUUCCUUUUGGAGAAAUUCAGAGUUCAUGGUCCCCAGGAGUCAUUCAUUUACUCAUGCAUUCAUUCAGCAAUUACAUAUGGAGCCUCUACUAUAUGCCAGGCCCACUUCUAGCCCCAGCAUACAGCAGUGGACAAGACAAACCAAUCCCCACCUCAAGGAGCUGAUGCUCUGGUCACAGAGACAGAAAACAAGUGAAGAAGAUCACAUUACAUGAUGCUAAAGGCUAGCAAAUAAAAUUACACCACAUGGAAUGUUGGAGUCACUCUGUCCAAAUGGUGGCCACUAGCCCCAUACGGCUAUUUGAGUUUCAAGCAAUUGGAGUAAUUGAAAAUUAAGAGUUUAGCGGCCGGGCAAGGUGGCUCACAUCUGUAAUCCCAGCACUUUGGGAGGCCGAGGUGGGCGGAUCACGAGGUCAGGAGAUCAAGACCAUCCUGGCUAACAUGGUGAAACCCCGCCUCUACUAAAAAUACAAAAAAUUAGCCAGGCGUGGUGGCGGGCACCUGUAAUCCUAGCAACUCAGGAGGCUGAGGCAGGAGAAUGGGAGCGAUUGAGACCAUCCUGGCUAACACGAUGAAACCCCAUCUCUACUAAAAAUACAAAAAAAUUAGCUGGGGGUGGUGGCAGGCACCUGUAAUCUCAGCUACUCGGGAGGCUGAGGCAAGAGAAUGGCAUGAACCUGGGAGGCAGAGCUUGCAGUGAGACGAGAUCAUGCCACUGCACUCCAGCCUGGGCAACAGAGCGAGACUCCAUCUCAAAAAAAAAAAAAAAAGAGUUUAGCGGACCUGCAGCCGUGCUUGGAGUUUGCAGACGCUGCGUCACUGUCACCACUACCUUGCUCCCAUCCCCGCUGCAGCCAGGGGCAUGCUCAGUCACCCCGGGCAGUGUCCCCGCUGUGGCCCUGUGGCAAUGGCCACCAAAGUUGACAAAGAGGCUUGCUGGGAGGCCUACAACCUGGCGCGAGACGACGGCUUGGCCGUCAUCUGGGUGACUUUUAAAUAUGAUGGCUCCACCAUCGUCCGUAUCGGGCAAGGAGUGGAAUACCAGCACUUCAUCCCACAGUGCACAGAUGAGAUCUGGUUGCUUGCCUUCGUGUGCGUCACCACGAGGGAUGCCACCCUCAUCAGGUGGAUCGGCGAGAAUGUCAAGACCCUGGUGAAGGAGGUCAUACAGGAUUUCACUAAGGAGUUUGUGAUCAGUGAUCAGAAGGAGCUGGAGGGAGAUGUAAUGAAAAGCGAACUGAAGAAGACUGGGGGAAUCAAUUACAAUGCCCAGGUGGAGUAACCCCAGCUUCCCCACUGCCCCUUGCCAAAGUCAUCUGUCUACUCCCCGGGGAAGGGGCCCUCAGGCCUCAGCUACCAACCCACCAGCCCACCAGGGAGAAAAGAAUCCAUGAGAGGCAGUGCCCGCCACCCUGUGUCCACAGCCCCCACCUUCCUGCUUCCCUUAGAACACUGCUGUGUCUUAUCUCAUGAAGCUUGUGGAACCCCUUUCUUUGAUUUUUUUCUUUUCUCCCCCUCUCUUUUGUUCUAAAGAAAAAUUAUUUUGAUGCAAGGUCCUGCCUGUCAUCAGAUCCGAGGUGCCUCCUGCGGUAACCCCUUUUCCUGGCAUUUCUCUUACAUAUAAUGAGGCUGCCUAGUGGGAUCUGUGCAACCUCAUGUUGCUUCUGGAGCCUAGAUUUGUUUUGCCAUCUCAGUUUUCUUGGGCCCCCCUUCCUGUUUACCACUGAGGGGCAGCUGGGCCAGGAGUGGCACCUGGUGAUUGUAGCCUUCAUAAGCACACAAGUCCAUUCCUGUAGUCAGUCCCAGACCUCCUGGAGUCUGCCCCGGGCUCCCUCAUCCCAACUUCAUCCAGAGUUGCCUAAGUUGCAUCUCCAGCAAACGCAGGAUUGCUCAGUGGUGAGAAGGUUAGGUCUGGCUCUGAUCGAAUAAGAGAUAAAAUUUGCCUUAAAACUUGCCUGGCCGGGUGGAUCACCUGAGGUCAGGAGUUCGAGACCAGCCUGACCAACAUGGUGAAACCCCGUCUCUACUAAAAAUACAAAAAUGAGCCAGACAUGGUGGUGGGUGCCUGUAAUCCCAGCUACUAGGGAGGCUGAGGCAGGAGAAUCGCUAGAACCCAGGAGGCGGAGGUAGCACUGAGCCGAGAUUGCGCCAUUACACUCUAGCCUGGGGACAGGGAGAGAUUCUGUCUGGAAAAAAAAAAAAAAAAUCUUGCCUGGCAGUGGCUUUGCGGCAGGGUCUGAAAGCACCCGUUCCCACCGUCUUGACUGAAAUGUCCUAGUGACACAGAGAAGGGCAAAGGUCUGAGCCCAGAGUUGACAGAGGGACUAUUUCAGGGUUCACUUCAGGGGCUCCCAAAGCAAUGAGGUUGUUAGGGAGAGAGGCCCAGGGUGGGGACUGGGAAUUCAAGGAGAGCUGGGAACUGAUCACUUAGGUUCAGGAAGCUUCUGUACAAGCAGUAAGGAUGGCUUGGGCCAGAGGGCUACUCCCCCUGUGGUGCUAGCGGUGAGCAAAGCCCUGGGCUCACGGCACCGCUAAAGCCCAUGGCUUCAAUCCUACACCUGCACCACACAUUCAAAAGGAUCGUUUUUUUGUUGUUUGUUUGUUUUUGUUUUUGUUUUUGUUUUUCCAGGCAGAGUUUCACUCUUGUUGCCCUGGCUGGAGUACAGUGGUACUAUCUCGGCUCACUGGAACCUCCGCCUCCCAGGU
Molecule: messenger RNA, 24241 nt
Organism: Pan troglodytes (chimpanzee)
Lineage: Eukaryota; Metazoa; Chordata; Mammalia; Primates; Hominidae
Product: coactosin-like protein
Exons: 1
Coding region: 22398-22817 (139 amino acids)
Source: RefSeq, a predicted model, not a curated record